AUGCAGCUCGUCAGCGAGCUGUCAGCAGUCAUCGAAGAUGCAACUGCUUUGAACGACACGGGGACGAGCGAGCCGAUCAAGCUGGUCCUGGACAAGGCCGUUGGCAUUGAACCUCCACGACACCUUCUACUCUCCGGGGAGCCUGGAGUUCAUGUCGCUGGGAGAAUCAUCAUCAUCAUUGAAUGGGCGAAGACGCCAGAGGAGCAGGGAGUGGGACGCAACGUUCGAUUCUGGGGCGACACCACAGGCCAGGGCAAGAGGCGAUGGGGAAGGCACCUUACCAACGCGCUAGAUACGAUUAUGCAAGCUUAG
Guillardia theta CCMP2712 is the source of this 312-nucleotide messenger RNA. RefSeq lists its product as hypothetical. Bases 1 to 312 code for a protein of 103 amino acids. Lineage: Eukaryota; Cryptophyceae; Pyrenomonadales; Geminigeraceae. The record is from RefSeq and is a predicted model, not a curated record. The transcript is spliced from 2 exons.